AUGCCUUAUCAAGCCUUUUCCGAAACAGGUGAUACUAUCGUUAACAUGGAGGAUGAGGAAGGAAUUAACGAGAAUAGCCCUUUGUAUCCCUUUGGUGUUCCUGUUAUUUUAUUGAAUGUUAAAUCUCAAAUGGCAUUUGUUCGUAAAGUUUGUAUAAUCUUUGCAUUGCAACUUAUAGUCACUAUAGCAUUUACAGGUUUAUUAUUAUAUCAGUAUCAUUGGAGACAUUUUAUUCAAAGAUUUGAUUGGUGUUAUCCAAUACUCCCAGUUUUAUCACUUAUUUUGUUGGUUGGAAUUACAUGGAAAUCAAAUGAUAGUUUUCAACCACCUUGGUAUUUAGUUGUUUUAUACACUCUACUUAAUGCUGUUAUUAUUGCUGCACCUACAACAUUGUUGAGAUUAUUCUGUGUACUUGACACUUUAAUCAUAUUAUUGGUAGUUGCAAUAUUUAUAAUUGGAUAUACAAAUCAAUACACUUAUAGAUUUAAAAACAAAUCCGCCCAUAUGGAUGAUGACGAUGAUAAUAAUAAGGGUCUUCAAACCGAUCCAUCGAAAGCAACUCCCACCACUUUCAACUCUGUUACUUAUGAUCAACCUUACAGUCUGCUUAUGAAUCAUGGCACCUCACCAUUUACAGUUAUUAGUACUCCAACUACACAAAUUGCGCCAUCGACAGGAAUAGAGGAACAAGAGGAACCACUAUAUGUGAAUGCUAAACAAUAUCAUAGAAUUUUAAAAAGAAGAGCAGCUAGAGCAAGAUUAGAAGCUGAAAAUAAGAUACAAAGGGGACGAAAGAAAUAUCUUCAUGAAUCUCGACAUAAACAUGCUAUGAGACGUCCUCGUGGUCCUGGUGGUAGAUUCCUUACAGCAACUGAAAUUGCAGAAUUAGAACAAAAAAAUAAAGCAGAGCAGCAACCACAACAAGAUGACGGUCAACAAUCACAGCCACCACUACAACAAAAACAAGAUGAUAUUCAACAAGUUUGA
Entrophospora candida is the source of this 987-nucleotide messenger RNA. The record is from the annotation of a GenBank genome assembly. NCBI's taxonomy places the organism in Eukaryota, Fungi, Glomeromycota, Glomeromycetes, Entrophosporales, Entrophosporaceae.